AUGGACACCAAUAAGUUAAUCUCAGAGGCUGAGUCUCAUUUUUCUCAAGGAAACCAUGCAGAAGCUGUUGCGAAGUUGACAUCUGCGGCUCAGUCGAACCCCAAUGACGAACAAAUGUCAACUAUUGAAUCAUUGAUUCAAAAAAUUGCUGGAUACGUCAUGGAUAACCGUAGUGGUGGUGCUGAUGCCUCGCAGGAUCGUGCUGCUAGUGGUGGUUCAUCUUUUAUGAACACUUUAAUGGCAGACUCUAAAGGUUCUUCCCAAACGCAACUAGGUAAACUAGCUUUGUUAGCCACCGUGAUGACACACUCUUCAAAUAAAGGUUCCUCUAACAGAGGGUUCGACGUGGGUACCGUCAUGUCAAUGCUAAGUGGUUCUGGCGGUGGGAGCCAGAGUAUGGGUGCUUCCGGCCUGGCUGCCUUGGCUUCUCAAUUCUUCAAGUCAAGUAACAAUUCUCAAGGUCAAGGUCAAGGUCAAAGUCAAGGCCAAGGUUCCUUUACUGGUUUGGCGUCUUUGGCUUCGUCUUUCAUGAAUUCCAACAACAAUAACCAACAAGGUCAAAAUCAAAGCUCCGGUGGUUCCUCCUUUGGAGCGUUGGCCUCCAUGGCAAGUUCUUUUAUGCAUUCCAAUAAUAAUCAGAACUCCAACAAUAGUCAGCAAGGCUAUAAUCAAUCCUACCAGAAUAACAAUCAAGGCUACAAUAAUCAACAGUACCAAGGUGGCAACGGUGGUUACCAACAACAACAACAACAACAACAACAGGGACAGUCUGGUGGUGCCUUUUCCUCAUUGGCCUCCAUGGCUCAAUCUUACUUAGGUGGUGGACAAACUCAAUCCAACCAACAGCAACACAAUCAGCAAGGUCAAAACCACCAACAGCAAUACGAGCAACAAAGUCAAAACUAUCAGUAUCAACAACAAGGUCAGCAACAGCAACAAGGCCACUCCGGUUCAUUCUCAGCUUUGGCUUCCAUGGCAAGUUCCUACCUAGGCAAUAACUCCAAUUCAAACUCGAGCUAUGGGGGUCAGCAACAAGUUAACGAGUAUGGCAGAACACAACAUAAUGGUCAACAGCAAUCUAAUGAGUACGGAAGACCACAAUACGGCGGAAACCAGAACUCUAGUGGAAACGAAUCCUUCAAUUUUUCUGGUAACUUCUCUCAACAGAACAAUAACGGCCACCAGAACCGUUACUGA
Molecule: messenger RNA, 1197 nt
Organism: Saccharomyces paradoxus
Lineage: Eukaryota; Fungi; Ascomycota; Saccharomycetes; Saccharomycetales; Saccharomycetaceae
Gene: RNQ1
Product: prion domain-containing protein RNQ1
Exons: 1
Coding region: 1-1197 (398 amino acids)
Source: RefSeq, a predicted model, not a curated record